This is a messenger RNA of Cannabis sativa, 928 nucleotides long. Its product is annotated as peptide methionine sulfoxide reductase B5. The transcript has 3 exons. The record is from RefSeq and is a predicted model, not a curated record. Lineage: Eukaryota; Viridiplantae; Streptophyta; Magnoliopsida; Rosales; Cannabaceae. Gene Ontology annotation, biological process: protein repair; response to oxidative stress. The coding region runs from base 99 to 794 and encodes 231 amino acids. Gene Ontology annotation, molecular function: peptide-methionine (R)-S-oxide reductase activity.
UAUUUAUUUAUUUAUUUAUUUAUUUUCAUUCAUAAUUGAGAAUAUCUAUAACCAAACAAUGGGGAAGCACCAUCACAUAAUAGUCCUAUUGUUCUAGAAUGUUGUUUGAGAUGGGGUUUAACAUACUCAGAACCUCACCAAUUCCUUCUUCCUCGAAAGCCAUCGUCCCAAUCUUCAACCCCAUUAUAACCAAAUCCAUACCAAACAUUACUAGGCCUCUCUCUCCUUCUAACUCUUUCUUCAACAACACCCACCAUUUCUCACUACUCUCUUUUCCCAAACCCAAUCCCAUUUCCAUUUCUUCUUCUGGGUUUGGUGGGUCUUGCUCUUUUCACCGCAUAAGUAAGCGUGGGCUUCGUGGUUCCACUGUUGUGGCCAUGUCCGCAUCUGGGUCGGUUCAGAAAUCCGAGGAGGAAUGGCAGGCAAUCCUCUCGCCUGAGCAGUUUAGGAUUUUGAGGCAGAAAGGAACAGAAUACCCCGGAACAGGUGAAUAUGACAAGUUCUACGAGGAGGGAGUCUAUAAAUGUGCAGGCUGCGGUACUCCACUUUACAAAUCCAAAACCAAGUUCAAUUCCGGCUGUGGCUGGCCAGCUUUCUAUGAGGGUCUUCCUGGAGCCAUAAACCGAACUACGGAUGCAGAUGGAAUGAGGAUCGAAAUUACUUGUGCAGCUUGUGGUGGUCAUCUCGGUCAUGUUUUUAAAGGAGAAGGUUUCCCAACUCCAACGAAUGAACGCCAUUGCGUGAAUAGUGUUUCUCUAAGUUUUGUUCCUGCAAACUCAGAUUCUUCUCUCUGAGUUCUUUAUAUGUCAUUUGAAGUUUAAGUUUGCUCUUGUUCAUAAUAAAGAUUAAUCAUGGAAUAAAUUUUACUGUAUUUUUAUGUUCUAUUUACUUAUAUAUAUAAUUACAUAUAGGGGUUUUAAAGUUAAAA